This is a messenger RNA of Prorocentrum cordatum, 1920 nucleotides long. Lineage: Eukaryota; Dinophyceae; Prorocentrales; Prorocentraceae. The record is from the annotation of a GenBank genome assembly.
AUGGAGCGCAGGAGCAAGGAGGACUUCACGGUCGUGAGCGUCAUCGCCAGGUCGUGGACCCCGAGUUGGUGGGAGGAGCCAGAGGCGAAUCUCCGGCGCUACCAUGAAGCACUCCCUGGGGCUUGCUCGGACGCGGUGGACGCGGUGGGCGGGGAGCAGUGCCGCCACAGCCACGCCCACAACGGGAUAUUCCACACGCCCUCCACGCCGCAGCCUUUUCCUGACAUGAGCGAUGCCAAAGUGAAGCACAUCUUCACCGACCCCGCGACGUGGCUAUCGGCGGGACUGUUCAUCCACAGUCCGAUUACCAGCCCGCACGACUUGAAGCACCUGAAGGAUUUGGUAAUGCUUCUGGCUGCCGUGCCAGAGAACAUCCAGCUCUACUUGCCUGGACCGCCGCCCGACGCGGCAGACCACGUGCGGUUCGCCUGGGGCAUGGCGCAACGGAUGGUGCAGCACUUCGCGCGGUACGCCUCGACCCAGGCCACCUACCAGACGACGCAGACCUCCAGGGACAGCCUCGCGGACGGCGGGCCGGACACCCCAGCGUCCGCCUGGAGCGCGGCGCCGUCCCAGGCGGGAGGCGCCGCCCACAGCUUGCAGCCCAGGCUGAGCGCGAAGAUCAACGCCACGCGCAUGGCGAGGCUGGAGCGCCCGGGCCUCCAGAUGCUCUGGGUGCUGCUGGACCAGUCCAUCGCAGCGGUAACCCACCCGCAGAACGCGCGGUUCCCCGAGCGGAAGCGCCUGGGCCUCUUCGCGGCGGUGGCCUUCGCGCACCGGCUGGAGCUGGCCGCGGGCAAGGCCCACGAGCCAAAGUGGCUCGUCAACAACCGGCGGCACUGGAAGCCCGAGUGCGGGGCGGCCGCGGUGGGCACGCCAGACGAGCCUGGCCUUGGGCCGGGCACGUACCUCCGGCGCACCUGCUCGGCGGAGGCGUGGGCCUACGACCAGGUCACGGAGGACAAGCACUCGGUGCUCGAGGACACGGUGCGGCUGGAGGUGGCGGGCGGGAUGGAGCCCGCGCCGCUGCCGCACUGGGGCGCGGUCGCGCAGGUGCUCGAGGAGCGCGGCCGGCUGCUGCUCGUGGGCGGCCCCGGCUCGGGCCGCUCGCUGGCGGCGCGGGCCGUGCUGGCGCACGUCGUGCAGGAGCAGCUGGCGAGCGGCGACGUGUCGAGGCUGCCGCUCCGCGUCUCCGUGGGCGAGCUGGCCCGGCUCUGCCUCGACCGGAGCUUGGCGGACCCGCUCCAGGAGCACAUCGUGAGCACGGCCGACCCGGACUUCGGGGUCUGCCUGUCCUGGGCGACGCCGAGCCCACCGCCGUGGACCGCCCGGUCCGGACACCAGGUUGUUGCCACCCAGGACCAGCUGGUGCUCCUGGGCGGGCUCUCCCGCGAGGGCCGCUGCCUGGGCGACGCGUGGGCGUCGAAGGACGGCGGCCACUGCUGGGAGCCGUUGCCCGGCCCUCCCUGGUCCGCCCGGCACGGCCACCAGGCCGUUGUCUUCAACGGCGCCGGCGGCGAGACGAUCCUGCUGUGCGGGGGCACGGACGAGAACCAGCGGAUGCUUAGAGACGUAUGGGAGUCGCGGGACGCUGGGAUGAGCUGGCAUCAGUUGCCUGAUGCCAAGUGGAAGGCGCGGUGCAACUUCCAGAUGUUGGUGGCACCGCUGAAGGUGAGCACCCGCACCGCGAACCAGAUCGUUAUCGUCGGUGGCCUGGACACUGGCCACAAGCCACUGCAGGACGCCUGGGUGUCCGAUGACCACGGUCUCGGCUGGAAGGAGCUGGAGAGGCCGGCAUGGCCCGCGCGCUGCGGGCACCAGGCCGUGCUCUUCCAGGACAACAUUUUCGUCAUGGGCGGGCAAGGCGAGGGCGGAGCCAAGCUCAACGACGUGUGGUUUGCGGCGGCGUCUGGCCCUUGA